AUGAUGGCCGACCCGGUGGUUGGAUCUUCUAAAGAAAAAGAGGAUAAUCUGCGAACGAAUGCCGUGACCGACACGCUUGCCGCGCUCGUCUACGAUGUGAAUGCGACGGCCGAGGUGCUGCGGCGCGGAUCGCUGGGCCGGGAUAAGGGCAAGAAGAAGGAUCGUGGCAGCGAGGAGGUCGAAUACCGUCUCCGUUUGACACCGACGGUUGAUGAGGAGCCGAGGCCAUUCCCGUCACCAAAGCAGUACGAACAACUGCCGGAAGAGAAGACGACGGUCGAAGACAUGCAUCGCGAUUUCGGCGUUGACAUUUCGGAAUCGCACACCGCCAGUCUGAGACGCCGUGCUCGCAGCGAGACGCCGAGGCGCACCCUACAAAUUGAGCCCUCACCGCCACCGACGGCGCCCGCCAUUUGUGCCUAUUGCGAUGGGGAGAUUGACGGCCAAAUUCUGACGGCCCUCGCUCCAAACUCGGAGCGCGCCCAGAAGUUCCACACCUACCACUUUAUGUGCACCUAUUGCCAGAAGGCGCUGAACAUGCACGGCACAUACCGUGAGCACGACCGGAAGCCGUACUGCCACGACUGCUUCUAUAAGCUCUACAAUGGGCUUCAGUACUGCCCCGAUGAGCACCAGAAGACCAUCGAGAAGCUCAUC
Molecule: messenger RNA, 657 nt
Organism: Mesorhabditis spiculigera
Lineage: Eukaryota; Metazoa; Nematoda; Chromadorea; Rhabditida; Rhabditidae
Source: the annotation of a GenBank genome assembly